AUGUCGUACAUUGCAGAGUUCGUGCAGGAUCAAUACCUGUUCAUCGGUCCGGUGUCGAAGGACUUCAGGCGCGCGUGGGGGCCACGAGCUACGGUAACCCGACCCGUGGUGGCUGACACCUCAGUCAAGCAGCUCAGGUGCUGCUUGAAGCUCGACCUGCCCUUGCGCAUCCGACGAACAAGCAUCUGCAACGCCGCUGCCCGUUUCGGCAGACUAGACCUCCUUGAGCUUGCGCAAGAGAGCGCUUGCGGGUGGACCCCAGCGACUUACGCAUGCCAGCUGGCCGCCCUCGGAUGUCACGCCCGGGUCCUGAAAUGGUUGAGGUCCCCAACCGAGAACUGGCCGACGGGGAGAGUGGCCCCGAAUGCGUGCCCUUGGGACGAAUGUGCUUGUGCCGAUGCUGCGCUAGCCGGGCGUCACGACGUUGUGGAGUGGCUUCGGGAUAACGACUGCCCUUGGGAUGGAAGGACGGCCGCACUAGGCGGAUUCUUCGACGGCCUUCAGUCGGCAUUUGCUCAAGGAUGCCCUUGGGACAGCGAAUCCUGUUCCUGGGCCGCUUGCAGAGGAGAUUUGCACAUGCUGGAGUGGCUCCGGGAAAACGACUACCCAUGGGAUCUAGCAGGUGAAGGAGGUCCAUGCGCCGGGGCUGCACGUGGCGGCCAUCUUGAACUAAUAAAGUGGACAAGGAGUAAAGGAUGUCCAUGGAACGAGCGGACGUGUGCAGAGGCAGCAAAAGGCGGGCACCUAGAAGUGCUACAAUGGGCAAGAGAGAAUGGGUGCGACUGGAACAGCGAAACUUGCGCGGGGGCUGCCUGGGGACAGCACCUUGGGGUUUUGCGCUGGGCGCGAGGGGAACGGGUGUCCUUGGGAUAG
Ectocarpus sp. CCAP 1310/34 is the source of this 873-nucleotide messenger RNA. NCBI's taxonomy places the organism in Eukaryota, Phaeophyceae, Ectocarpales, Ectocarpaceae. The record is from the annotation of a GenBank genome assembly.